Aspergillus alliaceus is the source of this 1257-nucleotide messenger RNA. Its product is annotated as FAD synthase. NCBI's taxonomy places the organism in Eukaryota, Fungi, Ascomycota, Eurotiomycetes, Eurotiales, Aspergillaceae. Gene Ontology annotation, molecular function: FMN adenylyltransferase activity. Bases 116 to 1021 code for a protein of 301 amino acids. The transcript has a single exon. Gene Ontology annotation, biological process: FAD biosynthetic process. The record is from RefSeq and is a predicted model, not a curated record.
UUGCCUCAUCAUCCAAUUUCACCCCACCACCAUCACCCCAUCUCCCCUUCGAUAUAUACACAUUUAUACAUCCAUACAACCAAAAGAAAAGAAAAAGAAAAUAAACCACCAAGAAAUGACCUCCACAGCUAUCCAACCUGAAACCGUCCUAUCGCAAAUAAAUGGCGCCCCCUCCGCCAAAAACAUGGCCCCCCAUCUCCAGCAAUACAGAGACACCCAAUCCACACACAACAACAACAACGACACACCCGCCCAACCAUCCUCACUCUCAAACAUAAUUGCCCAAUGCCACCACAAAGUCCACACCUUCCUUAAUGAAUCCCACCCCGAAGACUCCCUCCUCGCCGCCGUCCAACGCCAAACCCGCACCUCCCUCGACGUCGCCGCAACAGCCCUCUCCCGCUACAGCCUCCCCGAGCUCGCACUCUCCUACAACGGCGGAAAAGACUGCCUGGUUCUCCUCGUCAUCUUCCUCGCCGCCCUGCACCCGCAUCCACCACCCGAAGAAGGCGGCCUGAGCUCCAUCCCUGCUAUAUACGCGCUUCCGCCGGACCCCUUCCCCACAGUCGAGGAGUUCGUGCGGUGGUCGUCGAACGCCUACCAUCUGGAUAUUAUAAAGUAUACAACGGAGCCGCCGAAGUCCACGAUUAAGUCCAGUUUUGCACACUAUCUGUCGUUACAUCCCAGUGUUAAGGCGAUCUUUGUCGGGACCCGGCGGACGGAUCCGCAUGGUGCGAAGUUGACUCAUUUUGAUCGGACAGAUAGUGGUUGGCCGGAUUUUGUUCGCAUUCACCCGGUGAUUGAUUGGCAUUAUGCUGAGAUCUGGGCUUUUAUUCGCCAGCUGGGGCUAGAGUACUGCCCUCUCUACGAUCAGGGAUACACCAGUCUCGGUGGCCAGACGGAUACUCACCCGAACCCCAAGCUUCGUGUGGAAGCUGCGAAUGAGAGUGAAGGUUCUCAACAAUACCGCCCGGCCUACGAGUUGACCAAAGACAUGGAAGAGCGACUGGGGCGCAAUUAGUCCCUGGUCCGCUUGCGUUGAAUUGGUGAUAGCACUAUCAAGUGGUCCAUAACGCGGCAAGUCUAUUGUGUGUUUUGAUAUUUUACAUAAAGAGCGACCCGAGAACAGUGGAUGGUAUCUCUGUAUUGGCAUACCCUAUUUAUUCCCACGAUCUUCCUGAAUUCCCCCUUGUCCCCUUGACUAUACCUCCAUGUCCAUGCUAGAACGAUAGAUUUCUAUAUACUCUUGUGGACUAC